Molecule: messenger RNA, 1236 nt
Organism: Arachis ipaensis
Lineage: Eukaryota; Viridiplantae; Streptophyta; Magnoliopsida; Fabales; Fabaceae
Source: RefSeq, a predicted model, not a curated record
GCCAAUUAGUGUUGCAUGACUCAACAGGAAGUGAAGAAGGUCGAGGAGACUAAAGCAGAGGAACCAAAGAAGGAAGAAGGGGAGAAGAAGCCUGAGGAAUCCAAGGAUGGGAAGGUAGUUGAGGAAGCUGCAGCCCCAGCAGCGCCCCCAGAGAUUGUGCUUAAGGUGUUCAUGCAUUGCGAGGGUUGUGCACGCAAGGUUCGUCGCUCCCUUAGAGGAUUCCCAGGGGUUGAGGAUGUGAUAACAGAUUGUAAGAGUCACAAGGUGGUGGUUAAAGGAGAGAAAGCUGAUCCUCUCAAGGUUAGGGAGAGAGUCCAGAGGAAGAGCCACAGACAAGUUGAGCUUCUCUCUCCCAUUCCAGUUCCAGAACCAGAGGCGCCAAAAGAAGACAAGAAACCCGAAGAGCAAGAGGAUCCUAAGCCCGAGGAGAAGAAAAAAGAGCCUGAGGUCAUCAGAGUAGUUCUGCAAGCUCACAUGCAUUGUGAAGCAUGUGCGCAGGAAAUCAAGAGACGCAUUGAGAGAAUGAAGGGAGUUGAGUCAGCAGAACCGGAUCUGAAGAACUCGCAAGUGAGCGUGAAGGGGGUGUUUGAAGUUGCAAACUUAGUGGACUACGUUUACAAGAGGACCGGGAAGCAAGUAGUGGUAGUGAAGCAAGAAACUGUAGAGAAUAAAGAAGAAUCCAAUAAAGAUGGUGGCAAAGAAGAGAAGAAGGGUGAGGAAGGUGAUGGCGACAAAGACAAGAAGGAAGGCAGUCAAGUAGAAGAGAACAAAGAGAAGAAAGGAGAAGAAGCAGCAGCAGCAGCAGCUGAAGGAGGGACAGAAGAGAGCAACAAGGUGGUUGAACUGAAGAAGAAUGAAUAUUACUACAUGCCACCAAGGUAUGGCUAUGGUGGUGGCAACAUGGAAUACUAUGCAGCUUAUCCUGGUCCAGGUUACCCUCCUCAGAUCUUCAGUGAUGAGAACCCCAAUGCAUGUACUGUGAUGUAAAAAUGGAGGAUUCUCAAGGGUAAUAUUGGAAUUUGGGAGAAUUGUUAUAUUUGGCUCAAUAUUUGGCAUUAUCAUGCCUUACAUGUGCCCUAUGUACUUUCCCCUUCUACAUAAAAAAGUAUAAGUAAUCUACACAUAAGCGGUAGAAUUUUGUAACGCUUGUACUAUUCUUUUUCUUUUUUUUUUUUAUUUAUUUAAAUCUGAUUGUUAUAUACUGGAACAUAAAUAAUAUCUUCUUUUCCCAAGGUA